CUGGUUGAAGCGCUUUCUGGAGUUUCAAAGGUUUGAAACAUUCCGUCUUGGAUUCUGAGCCAAUUAUCUUAUCAUGGCGGCCAUGUCACGUACACCGGGGAACCAGGCGCUCUGGCUUUCUAACUUUUCCUCUCCACUUGAACUUGUAAAUCUACCCAUCCCAGAGGCUACUGCAGGGUCAGUAGUCGUAGAAGUGCUGAAUACAACGAUCUUUCCUUACGCAGACGACAUACAUAAAGGUCAUUUGCCAGUCUUCAACCUUACGCUGCCUUUGGUGCCACAUCCUAGCCACAUUGGUCGCAUUCACGCUGUCGGGUCCGACGCCGUUACUCUGAAACCAGGUCAUCUGAUAUAUUUCUCCGCGUUCAUCACUGCCCGUGAUGACGAGAGCGUCUUCAUGAUACAAGGUCAUCAUGGCGGCGAAGAUCCCCGAGCCAAGAAAUUGAUGCAGGGAGAGUGGAGAGAUGGCGCCUUGCAGCAGUACCAAAAGAUCCCGUUGGAGAAUGCCUUCCUGCUCGAUAGUCAUCGGCUUUGCGGAGAAUUGGGCUAUAAUCCAGCAGACCUACAUGAGAUCUCUUUCUACGCUAUGGGUGUCGGUGCUAUUUGUGAAGCCGCCCGGCUUCAACCCGGGGAAACGAUCCUCAUCGGGCCAGCAACAGGUACCUUUGGCGGAAUCGCGAGUGAAGUUGCGCUGGCAGUUGGUGCAAACGUCAUUGCGAUUGGAAGGAGUAGAGUUGGCUUAGCACGCUUGCAGCAGCAACUGGGAAAGCAUGAAAGAUUCCGGUUUGUUGUCAUGACUGGCGACUUGGAGGCUGAUUCGGCAGCCAUAAUUGCCACAACUCCAGGCAAACGAGGCGUAGAUGUUUACAAUGAUUGGACUUCCAGUGCGCUGGAAGGAAGCCCAUUCUUUGCAUCUUCAAUUCGCGCCAUGAGGAAUAGAGGGAGGGUAGUUCUCAGUGGUGCACCUGCAGGGACGAUCGCCGUUCCUUACGCGUUCGUAAUGCAUCAUUCUAUUAUGAUUAUUGGAAAGCUAGGUGUGGAACGAAGCGGCAUCAAAUUAACAAUCAGCAUGAUAGAAUCUGGGCUCAUUAAGCUUGGUCACCGUGGAGGAGCGGGACAUGCAUUAUAUAGUCUCAGCGAGCACCAAGAAGCUUUUGAAGCAGCGAAGCAAGGAGGAUUCAAAAACUAUCACGAUAUUGUCCCAUGCCCCUGGUAA
This is a messenger RNA of Aaosphaeria arxii CBS 175.79, 1216 nucleotides long. RefSeq names its product NAD(P)-binding protein. The transcript has a single exon. NCBI's taxonomy places the organism in Eukaryota, Fungi, Ascomycota, Dothideomycetes, Pleosporales. The record is from RefSeq and is a predicted model, not a curated record. Bases 74 to 1216 code for a protein of 380 amino acids.